Molecule: messenger RNA, 1779 nt
Organism: Gavialis gangeticus (Gharial)
Lineage: Eukaryota; Metazoa; Chordata; Crocodylia; Gavialidae
Gene: FNDC11
Product: fibronectin type III domain containing 11
Exons: 2
Coding region: 1-939 (312 amino acids)
Source: RefSeq, a predicted model, not a curated record
AUGAUGAGCUGGGGAUCCACAGAUGUCUACCUGAAUGAGAUCGAGAGCAGCUUGGAGAGCAUUUUUUACAGCAAGGAAGAGCAGGAGCAUGAAAUGUGGAGGACGUACAUGGAGAGGAGGAGCGUCGUGCGGCAGUUCCUGCAGGCCGACCUGAGCCUCCCCCUGCUGAAACGGCACCGCAAGAGAAUCGAGCUCCUGAAGAAGUGCUCCUACUACAUCGAGAUCCUGCCCAAGCACCUGGCGCUGGGGGACCAGAACUACCGGAUGCUGCCCACCACCAUGUUCCAGCUGAUCGACCCCUGGCGCUUCCAGAGGAUGAAGAAGGUGGGGACGAUCCAAACCAAAAUCCAGCUGCUGCUCUUGACAGACCUGCUAGAACAGCUGGAACGGGGGCGGGAGGAGUUGCUCCACUUCCUGGAGACCUACGACAUGGUAACGUUCCUCUCCAGGUGGGAUGCAAUUAAGCAGCAGCUGUCUGGCCUCUCGGAGCUGAUGGACAAUUUCCUCGCCAUGCUCGUGCCGGGAAGGCUGCAUGUCAAACACCGGCUUGUCUCGGAUGUCGGGGCGACCAAAAUCCCGCACAUUCGGCUGGUGCUGAGCACCCAGAUGCCGGUGAUGUUUGAUCGAAAGGAAUCCGUGGCGCAUGAGGACUGGGUGAGUCUCAAGUGGUUUAUCACAAGUCAGCAAACGCAGCCUGAACAGUACGAGCUCAGGUUUAAACUCCUGGAGCCCAGAACCCCCCAGGAGCGGUUGCAAUGUGGGAUGAUGCUGGUCACGUCCAGUAUGUGCGAAAUCCGGAACCUGCUGCCCGACAGGUCAUACAAAUUCACAAUUAAGCGAGCAGAGACGUACAUGCUCGUCUACGACCAGUGGUGCGACGCCAUCGCGUUGAAGACAAGCCCGGACGAAGCCAUGGAGAGCAGCACGCAUGAGACCUGAGGGCCAAAGUGACAGGCUGGCACAUGUUCUAGUUUUAUCCAUUCAAAGAAAUGAAACAAAAUAAGAGUUGAAUAGGAAAAUUAAAAGCUUAUUUUUAAAGAUUUUACAUUGAAAAAAAUACCAACCUAUCAGCUUCUUCUGCCUCACGUGGCAGUUUUCAAAAAGUGCCCCAAUAUAAGUUGUUCCAGAUUGACAAUAACUGGAGCACAGCAUGACCAUGAGCAUCUCCACAGCGGCCCGGGGACCUCUGGAAGCAGUUGGCCAAGCAGACUGUGCAUGGGUGCAAGAUCACCACAUUGCACCAGUCUUUCCUGCCCACCACUGAGACUUGUCCCAGGUCCUGAGUUUUCACAGGCGAGAUCUCCCCAGCCCGCUCGCCAUGUCCUUUCUUCUCUCCCCGUCUCCAGAAAGAGGGUCUCAGUUUCCUGCAUUUCAGCUCGCAUGAAGCCCCGUCUCCACGAUCCCGCACCGCUGCCAGUCUCCACCCCGGGUCCCUUCCCUGCGCUUUUGCCCUCACUACUGGCCUUCUCAUGUCCUGCCACGUCCCCUCUCUAAGGGCACACUCUGCAGAUGCAGGAAAAAGAGAUCCUUUUUGACUUAGAAACCAGCAAAGUGCAAAAUCCCCCAGGAAUCAUCAUUUAGAAAACAGGUUUCCUCUGGGUUUCACACUCACAACCUUUCUUUCCCGAUUCAGCCCUGGCCGCUCCCCCCCUUCCAGAUCUUUCACACAGACAGACCAACCGUAUUUCCACAGUCAAUAAAAAUUUAUUGUCUUCUAACAAAUGCAAUCAUCUCUGUAAUUAUGGCUUAAAUAUCAAAAAAAGGGAAUGUUGAGAUGUA